CAAUUUGUGAGAUUGUUCAGAUGCAUUAGUCUUUACUAUUAGCCAAUUCACCGCGUUUUACAUGGUCUUGACUACUUUUUUUUCCCUGGCACUACGUAACAAAUCGUCUGAUCAUCAAACGCAUUUGAUCGCGGGACUGGUUUGUUCGGAAACUCCGGCCCUCCGCGGAGCUCUGGUCUUCCCUGUAAAAAUAGCUACCUACCUUACCUAGGCAUAUACGCUUUCAAGGCUCCAACUUACCCCGGACUGGCCAAACAGCCAGCGACGGCAGCAUGGCGGAACUUUCGAUGGACAAAACUCUCGACAAUACCACUUUAGCCACCAUCGAGCUUCUUGAGGCUCGCCUACUCCGCCUGGAGCAUAUCAUCUAUGGCCCAGCCGGCAGCCCCGAUGCGAUCCCCGAGUCGUCGGCCACCAGCACAAUGCACGACCUAGAGCGCCGCUUCCAGGCUCUAGUAUCCAGGUCACGCGUAUACCAAGAUCUAUUGAAGAUAUACAACGAACACCCCACCCUCUUCGUCUCCGAAUCGCAACACGCAGAAUCCGACAGCAAAGCCAAACAACCCCCGACACAGCUUGACCCGGCCGCCGUGCGCGCCAUAGUCUUGGCCUCAGCCUCGCAGUACCAUGGCACCGCCUCUGCCCUCGCGGCCGUCACCCAGGACGUGCCCGUUCCCGACCCGGCGCUGAGUGCGAACCUCGUGGCAACAAUGCCCCGGGCCAGGGCAAUCGAGGCCAUGCAGCGCGCGCAGGCCGCCGAGGUCGCCGAGCUGCGGGCGAGGAGCGAGCGUGUAGUGAGGGCCUGGUACGAAGGUCGCGUGCUCAAAUACGGCAAAUUCGUGGCGGAUGCGGAGAGCCGCGUCCAGAACGUUGAAAAGACCGUGCUGAGGGCCGAAGCAAUCAGGGCAGAUGGGGAGAAGCUUUGAGUGGGGUGGCAAAUGAUGCCUGGUUACUCAAGUCUGGCAUUCUGGCUUUCAACCCCAAGAGUAGGCUCCUCGUGAUGAGCCUUGGGAGCUAUUGAAGCACUAUCCAGGUCACAAAACGCCGAGUCACGAUGGAAGGAAUCCGGUUGUGUGGCUCCAUUGUGUUGUGCUCCCUUCCCAGCCUUUCUGCUGUGUCACACCUUUUUGAGGUACCACACGGAGAAAUGGGGAUAUUAGAGUUGCCCCGAAGCUUUCCCUCGGGCUUCAGUUGCCAAAUGGCCACACGGCAUAGUACAGUGGAGGAAAGUGGAGGGACUUCAUCUUGGGGAUGUUUUGAUCUCGCAAAAUGGGAUUGGUGGUUGGUUGGUAUACGGCACAGAAAGCCCAUUCAUCGCUACAGAUGGGCAAAUCAAGUCCACCGCAAAGCUUGCUGGGAAAACCCCACUGCUUUGUUGGAACGGAAGUCAUCUUUAUCAGUUGUCAUAAGGUCGGAACAAUUCGUGUGAGCUGCGGAGCGCUCGCCUCACCCCAUGUGCUAGGGGCAUUCCAAUUCCAGUUCAGGUUCUAAUCUCGUCAGCCCCAAG
Messenger RNA from Pyricularia grisea, 1507 nucleotides. RefSeq lists its product as uncharacterized. The record is from RefSeq and is a predicted model, not a curated record. The coding region runs from base 273 to 926 and encodes 217 amino acids. Gene Ontology annotation, biological process: cytoskeleton-dependent cytokinesis. The transcript has 2 exons. Gene Ontology annotation, cellular component: dynactin complex. NCBI's taxonomy places the organism in Eukaryota, Fungi, Ascomycota, Sordariomycetes, Magnaporthales, Pyriculariaceae.